This is a messenger RNA of Ruditapes philippinarum (Manila clam), 5065 nucleotides long. Its product is annotated as heat shock 70 kDa protein 12A-like. NCBI's taxonomy places the organism in Eukaryota, Metazoa, Mollusca, Bivalvia, Venerida, Veneridae. Bases 51 to 2177 code for a protein of 708 amino acids. The transcript is spliced from 8 exons. The record is from RefSeq and is a predicted model, not a curated record.
UGAAAUUAACCUCCCUGUUUAACAACGCCAUUACGAAUGCGGAAGAAAGAAUGGCUAUGUCACGUAGUUUCAAAGAAUGUGGAAGUGAUGAAGCUAGGGAUGAUGAUGAUGAUCCAGACAAUUGCUCUCAUUGUGCUACCGAUGGAAAACUGCAACCAGCAUUGUACUUCUGUUUUAAUUGUGGCGUGUAUGGUAGAUACAUGUGUGGCAUUUGCCUGAAGCAACACAACCGGUUUGUGAAGAACCAUGAGAUAGAAAAAAUUGCAAAUAGAUCAGCCACUAAUAGAUUAGAUUAUGAGAACAAAAAGACAAUGAAAGUUGAAAAAGAUCUUAAGUCCAAAGAGGCAGAGGUAAUGCUGUUAGAGGAACAAGUCAAUGAAUAUUCAAAGGUAAACCAAUGUCACCAAGAAAGAAUUAAAGAUUUGGAAAUUGCAUGUCAAAAUUUGGAAAAAGAAAAAAAAUAUGGUGAAGAAAUGGCAACUAGAAAUUUAGAGCACUUGCAAAACAUUCUUAAAGACGGAAAAAAGACAGCUGCUGACGAGUACAAAAAGCUCUUAGCAAAAAUGGACAAUUUACAAGACAGGGCACAGGAAAAGGAUUUAAAGAUUAAAUCGUUGCAACAUUCAAAUGAAGAGCUACAAAAAGAAAAUGCGGAUUUAUUCACUGAUUUAAAGCAAGUUAAAUGGGAGAAUGAAAAUUUAUCGAAAGAACUCAAUGAAUGUAAAAAAGUCUUAGCUCUAGAGGGAGAAAAAUUUGACCUGAAGACGAAAAUACAAGCAUGUGAACGUGAUACAAAGAGAAAGGGAAGCAAGCUCAUUUUCAAAGGAAAAGAUGAUACACACACAAGAUAUUCAAGACCAAGGGAACUAUCUGAUGGCAAGUUACACAGUUGUGAUAUAAGAACGAUAGAAAAUAAGCUUGUUGUGGGUGGUCUUGAAAUUGGCAAUAAAGGAAGCUGUUAUGCUUCAUCCUUAAAACAAGACAGAUAUCCUUUACUUGUGCAAACCAACAAUGCCUGGGAUUGUCAAAACGCCGGGAGACUUUCAAAAACAAAUCACUCUGCCGUGUUAUUCGAUGAGAAUAAACAGUUUCAUAGCUUUGGUUUCGAAGCACAGACAGCUUAUGUACACUUAAUGGAAGAUGAUGAACAUCACAAGUGGUUUUACUUCGAAAACUUUACAAAAGAGAUUUUUAACAAUCAACAGAUAACACGGAAUAUAGAGAUUGAUGAUUACAAAGGUAGGAAGAUGAAAGCUAUUGACGUGUUUGGUGCAGCCAUUAAAUAUCUAAAAGAUCAUCUGCUAGACCAGGUUAACAGAAGAUUGACGGGUGUACAGAACAAUGACAUUCACUGGGUUUUGACUGUGCCCGCUAUAUGGACAGACUCAGCUAAACAAUUUAUGAGGGAAGCGGCAUAUUCGGCUGAUAUUACAGAAACACAGUUGACAAUUGUCACAGAACCAGAAGCAGCAAUUGCAUUCUACCAAAUGCUGGAACAUAACUCAUUCAACACGAUAUCCAGUCCUGGGACAAAAUGUAUGGUUAUUGGUCUUGGAGACGAAACUGCUGAUUUCACUAUAUUGGAGCGUCAGUCGGACGGUGGGAAUAAGGAAAUCAAAGCCUCAACUUGGACAGCAUGUGGUAAAAACAUGGUGAUAGAUGAAUUUCGUAAACUCAUCCGUAACAUAACAGGUAACGAAGCCUAUCAGAAAUGGAUUGACGAAUGUGUUUAUGAUCAAAUUGAUCUGCAAGAUGAGUUUGAAACAAAAAUUAGUACAAUUCAAACUGGUGAAACUGGGCUCAAAGGAUUCAGAGUUCCAGUUUCAAUAAUUGAAGCAUUCGAAGAAGUAAAUCAUGAAAAUAUAGGGGAAGCUAUAGAGAGAUCACAAUAUAAAGGUAGAAUUAAAUGGCGUAGUAAUAGAUUAAGAAUAGACGCAGAAAUAGUACACAAUCUGUUUAAACCUUGCACUGAUAUUAUAGUAGAUCAUGUUCAACAUUUACUGAAAGAACCUGAGGUUCAAGGAACAAACAUAUUUCUGAUGGUCGGCAGGUUUUUCGAGUCUUCAAUAGUUCGAGAGGCCAUAAUAAAAGCCUUCCCGACUGUUAACGUCCUCAUUGCAGAAGAACCAGGCAUAGUUGUUGUGAAAGGUGCAGUGAUUUAUGGUCAUCAACAUUAGAGUAAAAGUUAGACACUACUGAUUUAACACACACACUGUGUUAAGAUAUAUACCAGAUAAACAUUUUUUUCUAGACUUAAAUACCUGAUCAAAAAGAACUUUUAAAAGAUUUAAUAUCUUUCGUUCUAAUCUAUUUUCACAGUUUACAGAUUUAAAAGUACAUCAUAUACCGUGAACGACACCUCUUAUUUUCUAAAGAAUAUUUUUACGCAACAAAAAAGGAAAGGAAAAAAUAAGCCCCAAAUUUAUUCUAAUUGCACAGAUGUUGCACAUAAGCUGAACUUAAAAAUUACAGCUAAUUAAACGAGAAUUGACUUCCCUUUAAUUUAACUGUAGAAACAAAUAUUAUAACUCUUAUAAUAUUAUAAAUGAGCUUCUUUGAUAUACAUUAGAUAAGAUAUAAUAAUAAAAUAAGAUUUCCUAAAACAUACAGAAUGGUGUAUUGUUAACAUCAAAAAUAUUUAUGUAAGAAAGAAAUAUAUUAUAACUACAUAUAAUCAUUUUCGUUGCUUUUUCAGUCAAGAUUAAGUGUUCUUUAAAUUUAAAGUUUGGAAAUCUUAUUCCUAUUUAAUCUCUGCUGGUAAAAAAUGAAACUUUGUAAAAUAAUGCCAUGACUUUAUGUUGCUUUUGUUUGUUUUUAACAUUUAAGUCAGAUUUCAAUGGUCCAUCCGCCUAACCGACUUUGAUAACUAACUUGUCAUUACCAAUGUAUCCAGGGACGCAUGAUAACUCAAAAGAAGAUUAAGAGUUCAAGAUUAUAUUGUUAAUAUCUUAUAAAAGAUAUGCAUGUAUACAUUUUUGUUCAAACUAUCAUGUAACUUACAUGAGAAUUAUGCUUCCUUAAAUGAUUAUAUGCAUUAAAAAUGAGUUUGAUCUAAAGUCAACAAUACUAUGUUAUAUCGAUGCUUUUUAAUCUAAUCUGGGACAUAGAUCUAAUAUUAGACUUGAAUUAUGAGUGGGUAAUAAUUUGCAUCAAAACUAAGAUAGGUGUCUUCCUACCCAAAGACAUAUUGCUUUGCUAAUCCUUUUUCAAAUUAUAGCAAAGAAUUUUUGGAAACCUUUGGUACUUCACUAAAUUAAGUCCUAAACAUUCAAAGCCGAUGAUUACAAUAUGAAAAGCUUGGGAAUGUAUUAUGUAACUUUAUCAUAUACCCGUGCAGAUUUUGCGACUUGUAAAAAUGGUAUUGCAUGGCCGUGGAUAUGUUUUGAAGUGACGUCAUUUGCAUUAUACUAGCAUAGCCGUAAGACGCACUAAAUAUUAGUGUUAUAUCAUAGGUGCGUUGAUGAAAAAUGAUUCUUUUUUACUUCAAACAGUCUUUAAUUUUUGUUUGUGUUAAAUAGAAUAUUAAAUUUGUGUUAGUUCAUUACUGACUUUAUUGAACUCGUUUAUUAAAAUGAUAUUAUGCUCACCAUGCCCCGUGUUCACAAAGAUUUAAGGAUCAAGAUCAGGAUCAGGAUCAAAUCUAAAAACUUCAAUAUUCUUCAUUGUUUAUCCUCAUAGAUUAAUAUCCAAUAUUAAUUUGAUAAAACUGGACUUGCAAUAGCAAGUUUGUGAAAAUUGUAGAAUAAAUUAUUGUUAUUUUUGCAAGGUACGGGCAUUUUAAAAUUGAUCCUUAUUUUGAUCAGAAUAUUUUUGUAUUUGUUUUGUUAUUUGUUAAUUAUAUCCGAACCCAGUUUGAUUUCUUUGCAAAUCAGCAAUCUUUUACCUCUUGAAUAUUUAUUAUUCAAUUCUAGCAAAACACAAUUAAUUUUAGUAAUGUAAAACAAUGAAAAUAAAAUUAGGUUUUGAUAAUAAUCACUUGAUCCUGAUAUUUUCUUAGUGAACAUAUGGCCAGAAGCUCGCAUAACAUAUUUUAUUCAACGCGUUCAAUAAAGUCAGUAUUAAACCUUUACUCAUUCAACAGCCUCUAUUUAUGUUUGAAGGACAGCUAAACACCCUGCCGCAGUACAUUUAUCAACCUUUGACCGACUUUCAACCUGUUAUUUGUAUUUAUGUAUAAAAUAAAACUUAUAAAAGGAACUGAUUCCAAAAGUGUUUAAACGAAAACUGCAUCAACAUUUGUUUAAUGAACAAACAGCAAACUUUCAAAGUAUUCAAGAGUGUUAUAGUUUUUGUAUAAAUGAGACCUCUCAACCAAACCAAUUUUAUGUUAAUGCCUCCAAAAAAUUUUCGGACUAUUUCCAAAGCAAGACAAGGAACAUCGCAAUGCGAUGCAACCAGGUUUUCAGCAAAAUAUUUCACAGAAGCUUUGUCAUGCAGGGGCAUUUCUUUUAAAGUGAACGCCCGCCCGCCCACCCAAAAUCACAAAACCCUGAUGAUAUGCACAAGGACUCUUGAUGAGAAAGCUUCUGUGAAAGUUUGUCAAAAUAGUUUGUAGGAAGAGGUGUGCAAAUAAGAAUUUGUUCACUUUAUAUUCUAUAUAUGGAACAAAAACAAUAUAUUUCUAUAUAAGGGAAAAAAAUAAAUGGUCAUAAUUACAUGUAGGUCAAACAUUAUCAAAUCUCAUAACCCUGACAACAUGCAGCAAGAGUUGAUGACAAAGCUUCUGCGAGAGUUUUGUCAAAAUCCCUAGAGAAUUGUAGGAGUUGCGCACAGAAUUGCGCAGAGAAGAAGUGUUCACUAUAUAUAUUCUGUAUAAGGAAAAAAAACAAAGGGCCAUAAUUAGGUAAAACAUUAUCUAAUCACAAAACCCCGAGAAUAUGUGCUAUGGCACUUGAUGACAAAGCUUCUGUGAAAGUUUGGUCAAAAUCCGUUGAGAAAUGUAGGAGAAGUUGCGCACUGUAGAAAUUGUUCACUAUUAUAUUCUGUAUAAGGAAAAAAUACACAAAGGGCCAUAAUUCGGUAAAAUAUUAUCCAAUCACAAAACCCCGACAAUAUGUGCCAGGCA